Hyalella azteca is the source of this 1171-nucleotide messenger RNA. RefSeq lists its product as uncharacterized. The annotation marks the transcript as partial. NCBI's taxonomy places the organism in Eukaryota, Metazoa, Arthropoda, Malacostraca, Amphipoda, Hyalellidae. The record is from RefSeq and is a predicted model, not a curated record. The transcript is spliced from 2 exons.
AGCGAGCAGUGAAGGUGUGUGCUGCGGUAGCUCUAGAGCCACACUGGGUACGGACGCUAGCAGUGAUCUUCCUCUACCCACGGCCUCAAGUUAUUCCUUCUUCUUUUAUCAUUCAAAAAGCAACCUGCAGGUGAUUUGUAGCUAAUUGUGGGAAAUGAAUCGUUAUACGACAAGUGUCACGUAUUGAUUUCCACCCAAUUAAUUGUUGCCCAGAAAUGCAUUCAAUUUGGAGAGUAAACUCUGAAUAUUUUUCAUAAUACAGUUUGAAUGGAAUUCUUCAGUACCAUGCUAGGGUUCUUGUGAAAUUUUCUUUUAAACGAUCGAGUUGAUGUCUCAUGAGCAUCUCAUGUAAAGUCACGGCCAAAAGCAAGGAUAUGAUUGCGAGAUGCCCAAGUUGAUGCGAUCGGUCGUGUGGCCAGCAUUGGCUCUAGCUGUGUUGCUAGGAGGCAGCAUCAUUAGCCUAAGCAGAAGUCCUCAGGUAUUGACGCAGAUACACGAUGUUACUCACGAGUAUAUUCAACCUAUUACGAGAUCAUUCAGUGAUGUUAAAUUUAGUGCCGAAAAUGACGUGCGAUUCAGUGUUACUAAGUACGCCGACGGGGAGCCAAGCGAGAAAGGGAUAUUGACUUCAAUCUCAGAUCCAGUUAAAAAUAAAAAAUCAAGUAACACAGUAAGCAGUGACCAUGUGCAAGUGGGCUAUAGCGGUGGUGACGAUCAUCAGAGCUUAUCACACACAAAUUUCGAUAAACGGAAAUUAGACAUUGUACCUCCUCGAAGUCGGAGAAGCGCGUCUGAUGCAGAAGAGAUAGAUUCGUCUACACUACGCGUUUGGGUAACGCCGUUCCACCGCCAGUUCCCACAAAGCCACGGGCCCGUCCCGCAUUCUCAGUCCGAGGGCGUUUCUCCCAGCAACGACUUGCCGCAUGUCCCUGGUGUUACAGAGGGACACCAGGGCACGCGCGGGUACGAGUGGGUGGCAUGGGGUCGACUGUGGCAGGUCGUGGCAUGGCAUGACUCUCAUUUCAUGGCACCGACGAUGUUACUGCGCGAGGAAGGCAGUGCAAAAAGCCGUGUGCAGCCCAGCUACCGAAUAUCGCAGUGUUUUUUCAAAGGAUAUGUAGUGGGACACCAACACUCGUCUGAUGUUGCUCUCAGCGCCUGUGAUGGACUU